Cuscuta europaea is the source of this 1274-nucleotide messenger RNA. The record is from the annotation of a GenBank genome assembly. NCBI's taxonomy places the organism in Eukaryota, Viridiplantae, Streptophyta, Magnoliopsida, Solanales, Convolvulaceae.
GAAAAGGUGGACAUCCUUAUCAUCACCAUUAUCAUUCAUCAUUUUCACUUAAUGAAUCACGAAGCGAAAAAAUAAUGGGCAGCACUAUGAAGGGAGCGAAAAAGCCGAUCAAUGCCGCGAAGGCGUGGCUGAAGGCGCAACCGCCCAAGAUGAAGGCUUUUCUGGUUUUUACAGCUGCCUUCUCCGCCAUUGUUUUCCUCCGCCUCGUCGUCGAAGACCAUGACAACCUCUUCAUCGCCGCAGAGGCUGUCCACGCCAUCGGCAUUUCCCUCCUCAUUUAUAAACUCACCAAGGGCAAAACUUGUGCCGGACUUUCACUGAAAUCACAAGAUCUCACGGCUAUGUUUUUAGCUGUAAGACUUUACUGCAGUGUUGUCAUGGAGUAUGACAUACAUACUCUGCUUGACUUGGCUACAUUGGCAACAACUGUAUGGGUCAUUUAUACCAUCCGCUUUAAGUUAAAUUCCAGUUUCAUGGAUGAUAAAGAUACUCUUUCAAUAUACUAUUUGGUUAUACCUUGCGCUGUACUGGCUCUAGUUAUCCACCCAUCCACAAACCAUCACAUAUUCAACCGUAUUUGUUGGGCUUUUUGUGUGUAUAUGGAAGCUGUUUCAGUUCUCCCCCAGCUACAUGUCAUGCAGAACACAAAGGUUAUUGAACCAUUCACUGCGAAUUAUGUUUUCGCACUGGGAAUUUCAAGGUUCCUAAGCUGUGCACAUUGGAUUCUCCAGAUGAUAGAUUCUCGGGGAAGCUUGUUAACAGCUUUGGGUUAUGGUUUGUGGCCACCGAUGGUCAUCCUUUCUGAGAUUGUCCAAACUUUUAUUCUGGCUGAUUUCUGCUACUAUUAUGUUCAAUGCCUUUUUGGUGGGAAUCUAGUGAUGCGCCUUCCCUCUGGAGUAGUCUAACAAACUCAUCUAAGUUUUGUCAUGUCGGGAGGGAACUCUUUUGGCCUCUCCAUAAAAGUAGUCCACUUGAGAAUACAAACAUCCUGCUUGGCAUCAAAGUGGGUGUAAUUUGGGGCUUGUAGUUUGAUUUGUUGAAUACCAUUUCUUACUCAAUAGGUAAUUAUAUUUUGAUGGUGUCUAGCACUCUAGCAUGCCACAAUACUCAAUAGGGUUUUUUCUUCUUUUCGCAGUUUAGGGUUUAGUGAGAGUUAGAAAAAAAAAACUCUUAUCAGUAUGUUUGCAACAUUUGCUCGUUUAGCUAAUUUAGCCGAAAUCACUAAUGUGAAUGUAUUGUGUCUCAGCUAUGAAGUGUUUGAAUGAAAAUGAUUU